This is a messenger RNA of Gallus gallus (chicken), 15124 nucleotides long. It is a transcript of the gene SASH1, whose product is annotated as SAM and SH3 domain containing 1. Gene Ontology annotation, molecular function: protein binding. The transcript has 13 exons. The record is from RefSeq and is a predicted model, not a curated record. Bases 8002 to 11505 code for a protein of 1167 amino acids. Lineage: Eukaryota; Metazoa; Chordata; Aves; Galliformes; Phasianidae.
CUUAAGGCCUUUGGCUAAGAUGCCUAGAGCAUUAAAGCCAUGAAACUCUCAUUUACUUCGGUAAAAUCUCAGAGGGAUUCUGAGUUUCUCUCUUAAAUCUUCUGAUAAUGGUUUAUGUUUAUGUUGAAUUUACUGAGAGCUGUGUAUACCUCUGAGAACCAAACGUGACUCAGUAUUUGCUCCUAAUGGGAUGACUUGGCACCUUUUCUCUAAAAUUAUCUUUGUAAGCUGUUUUUACUCUUUGAGCCAAGAGGAUUUGAACCAUCUUCCUGCUGACUUCUUUGAGGGAUCUCUGAUCUAUUGCUCUAAAUACCUCCGCCCUAUCUGCUGGUUUUUUGUUUUGUUUUGUUUUUCUUAUCCUGGUUGCAUUUAACAGAAACUGUGAAACUACUUGCUUUCAUGGGAAGAACAGUUCAUGUGCAGAAAUGAAAGUUUGUGUUAGAACAAAUAUCAGCUUGGCUUCUUUCUUAGUGGACCUAAAAGCAACUAUGGUUAACUGGGGUGAAGGACUCUGGGCUGUAAUUGACAUGGCAGGGGGAGGAAACCAAGCAAAGUAUCAGAUAUAUCUAGAGAUAGGGCAUAUGUUCACACAGGCUGUUAUGCCAAAGGACGUAUCUAUUAAUCUGAAAUGACCAGCUUUUGAAAGACUCGGAGAUGAUUCUGUGUUCAAGCCCUUCCUUUGCCAAAUUGGUUGAAUUUCAGUGCCAUCUGUGUGAUUUGUAUUCUGUGAACUUGGAAACCGGGAACUACCAUACUCAUUUUAUAGAGGCCAUGAAGGGAAGAUGUUUUUCCAUAUAUUAGAAACCUUCUGUUAGAUAGCCCACUGCCUUCUAGCCUCAGAAAGUAAUUUAAAAUAUGAGUCACUGAAAUUGAAGUUUCUGGUUUGAAUUAAAACUCCUUGGGCAAUGACUCUUCUGAUUCUGCUGGCAUUUUUUCUGAUCUCUGUUUUUUAUGUCUCAUGGCCAAGCUGUUACUAGGCAGUUUUUAGCGGAACAUUGUGAUCGUACUUGGUCAUUUUGUCAGAAUUUUGUGAACGCAAAUGAUACAAAUGAAUUGCACGAUACUUGCAGAUUGAGGGAACUGGGAAAAACAUAAUUUCUACUUUACUUGCUGUGCACGUGUUCAACAGCCUUGGGUAUUUAAGAGAGAUCAAAACUCUAGUAUAAUUGCUUUGCUUUUUAUUGUUUUUUUCCCAGUUCUUCCCAGGCAGAGAAACCCACUGGUAGUUAGGAGGACUUGUGAGGAUGGGUCAUUAUGUUUUUAUGGUCUAGCUCUGCCACUAGAGCAGCGUUCCAAGAAGAAAAAAAAAGGUAGUUACUAAGCAUUUGGAGAAUCUAGAAAUGGGGACAGAACAUCUGGUGAUCGCUCUCUAUACUUUCAAGUCGGGCCUGCACAUAGCAUAAGAGCAACCACCUGUGAGAUAGCAUCUAGUGGGCAAAUAUAAUUGUUGUUUCUAAUUCUGUUUAAAAAAAAGAAAAAAAAGAAAAAGAAAAAAGAAAAAAAUCCAUUUUUUAGCUUCACGUGUUUAUGACUAAUAUGGCUGGUGUUGACACUGAACUGACUUUUAGGAUUUAAAGAUUCUUUUUCUCGACGCCUCCUCUUUUAAAUUACCAGGGAAUGGAAGCUUUCAUUUCAUAUUCUUUCCUAAAGAUGAACAAAGGAUUGAAGGGUCAUCUCAGCAUCCACAGGGAAGCAGCCUGAUGUCAUUUCUGUGCUAUUAAUUCUUUGUCCUGUUUGUUUUCUCAUAAGAAACAAACAAACAAAAGCUUUGCCAAGCCAGUUGUUGACUUAAUUCUCUGCCACUUCAGAGCAGUGGAACCUCACUACUACAAUCCCUUUGCUUUGCAACAAAGUUAUGUGUAUUAUUAAUUUACUAAUGUGGAAAUGCAGUUGAAAUUGUUUUUCUUCUUAGUCAGAUAUCUUAAGUCUGAAACACCUCAUCAUUUUUAACAAAUUGAUUUUUGCAUUUUUAUUUCCAUCUCUGUUGAAGUGAAGGCUGCUCACAGUAGCCAUAGGUAAGAUUACCUUGCCUUUUGCCAGUGUGACAUGUAAAGCAGGUUUAGAUUACAACUGAAUCUCAUUCUGGAUUUUAGAUAAGGCCCUACUUGUCCUCAGGAGUAAGAAAGUCGAGGGAAAGAGGUUUUGAAAACUAUCGUUUUCUUUCCAUUUACUGAGGUGCCUUUUAUGCUUCUUAAAGAUAUGAGCACAUUUGAUAACCUUUGGGCUCGGAAGCUCUCCGUCCAUCUAAAGCACAAGCCUGGAAGAGUUGCUGUAUCUCCAGAGCUCUGCUUGGAGGAUGAAGCAGUGUUAGGAGAAACCCAUAUAAAUCCUUUCUGUGCGCUCUGCUGAAAGACUGUUAAUUGGUACCAGUCAUCAUACUUACCACGGGAGUGGGGGAAGCAGAGGAGGAAGACUGUGACAGAAGUGUGUGUAUCAUACAUAUGCUGUCGCUGAAACAAACCACUAAUUAACUUUGCUGACAGCUUCUGUAGAUGUGAGUUAAUAAAGUUGUAAUUAUCCCUGGACUGAACUGUUUUGUUGGUCUCACUGGUCUUUUGUGCUGCAGUUUUGAUCAUCAAAUAAUGAUCAGAGCUCAUUAGCGCAGGCGUCCAGGUAGCGUAACAUGCUUUCAUUUGAGGAGUGCCACAGUGAGAGCCUCUGAACCCCACUCCCUGCUACGUACUGCCAUGUCAACCUCAGAAGAGAGAUAUUAGAAUUUAGAAAAAGAAAUUAUAAAAAUCUUCCUCUAGGAAUAUAGCCCACGGGUGGAAGAGAGGAAAGGAGUAGUGCUCUUCCACCUGUCCUCUGAAAACCUCUUCACCCAGGACUGCUAGCUUGGCACCCCUACCAUUAGGAAAUUUGCACCCUAUUUGUUUUCUCUGGAGUGAGUGACAACAGUUCUGCUAAACAGGAGACUAGAAGUGCAGGUCUCCUACAGCGAGGCCAUUGCUCAGGAAAAUCUCCAGUCGCGUUUUUUGCUCUUUCCCAUCUGCUAUUGAUCCAUGUUGUAGUAGAAGGCAGCAAAUCAAGUCUGCACAGAGACAGGCCUAGAUAAGCCAAAAUAGUCUUUUGUUCCUGUUUUUUGUGGUAUUUCCCAAGGACAUUUUUAUUCACCAAGUCAUUAAAUGGGGCUGAAAGAGUAUUCAGUGUUGGUUUUGUAUCUACUACCAUUGUGAAGAGCAGAAUAACGGACAAGAAUGGUGUUUGGGUCUUAUUCAUUUGAGUUGGCGACAUGCUGUAGCUGUUGAAUCAGGAUUGUACUACCUAUGCACCUACUUAAUUUGUGGCACAAAACUAACUCUAAUAAAAGACCAAGUCUGACACAGUUACCUCUGAAUCACAAGUUAUGCUGUAUUGUUUGGUAAGUGCAAGAGUAGGAAGAAAAGAAAUAAUUGCAAUAUAACUUUUAUAGCAGCAAUUGCCACAGAGUAAAUCUAGGUGUAACUACAGCAAAUCCUUAUUAUUCAGGGUUAUGCUGUAUUUCAGUGAUUCAGAUUGCUGAUGUUUUCUAAACAGCAAUUUUUAAAUUGAUUUUUAUUUUUUGUGCUGAUGGAUGCUUGAAUGACUUAAUCAUUUGUUAACAUUAUUAAUGCUAAUAAUAUAGGACUAUAUUACAAUCAGUAUGAAAAAAUCCUUCACUUUAAUCUUUUAGAGCUAAUGUAGAAGUCAGUGAAUGCUGAGAACCAGUUAGGUAUGAAUGGAGAGACUAGGGUAGGAUCUAGAUUUCGUAAUUUGAACAGUAGUGUUGAAACUGUGACAACAUUGAUACUUCUAGCAUUUUGAAAGCUAUGCACUGUUAGGCCUGUUUUUGCUGUUAUCAGAGGAUCUACCAGUUUUCGUAAGUCAGUUAAUUCCUUGAAAGGCCUAAGGAUGGAAGAGGAUGUUUCUGUGUUUCAGUUCUUGGAGAUCUUGUUGCCGCCUCCAGGCCAUGUAUGCUCUUUGAAGAAGCAAAGGGAAGCUGACACUGAGUAUGGCUGUGAAUGAAUGCAGAGCAUUCAUCCUUGCUCUGAAGAGUCUAGUGACCCAAUUUGUGUAAAGAUCUCCUGAAAGGCCCCGAUGUCCCUCAUUAUAUUGGAUGGUAUACUUAUUAUUCAUAUCCAAGUUUCUGUAAUAUCGUCAGCAGCUAUUAAUAGUCAUGAUGAAGAAAGAGCCAAUAAUAAGACACAGAUUCAAGAUGUAGAAGUCUCCCACUGUACAGCUAUCGUGGGGACCUGCCCUGGGAGUCACUAGCUGUCCUCAUUUUCCAAUGAUCUCAGCUGGGAGGUGUCCAGUGCCUCUCAUUGGAAUCUAGUAGUAGAAGAAUGGCUGCAUCUUUUGUUAUGAUCUUCCCCCCAUCUCUGUCUGUGCCUAGCAGCAGCAGGGUUUCCCAUGGGUGUAGUAACACAGAAGCCUUCAUGAGAGAAACAAAUCCUCGUUGCAGUUUCCAGGACACAACACAAAGUUUGAAGUUAGGUCAGUGCUGCACAGAGUGGGAGAUCACAGCUGUGUUUAUACAUUGUUUUGAAAAAACAUUGUAUGGUGUUGGUUGUGUUGUUUUGGUUUUCUUCUAACCUAUUUGACCUGAUGUUUUUUCUAGAACAUUUUAGAAUUUGAAGAAGAAAUGCAUUUAUUUAGAAAUGAAAUUGUAAAACUUCUCUAAGUAUUGCUUGCCAUGGAAGUUCUGCCAACUUGUCAUCAAAUAGGAUUUAGCUAGGUAUGUGUCUGUUUAGCUGGUGGUGCUAAAUAAUAUCAGGACAGGGUUAUGGCAGAACAAUUGGCAGUAACUUUGUCCAAGUUCACCUCCUGUUCUCUGCCAGCAGGAGUUGCUCCUAUGCAUGUGAAGACUGAAUAUAAUUACCCUCUAGUAACGUCUCUAAGAAAAAUCUUACCACUAUCAUGACUGAGAAGAGAGCUUGCAUUAGUGCACAGGCAGUGAGUGUGAUUAAGUGUAUUCAUAACCACUUCUGUUUGGACUACAUGCAGACAAGUCCUAUUGCCUGGCUUUACCCUAAAAUGUUUGGCCACAUAUUUUGGGUGGGUGGGAGGUGGAAGGCAGGUCAGUUGAAUACAUAUUCUGACACCUUUGUCUUUUAUACCUUUUGGCAUCUGGGGAGCUUCCUAACUUCUCUGCAUAUUGCACAGAGGGUGGAAGACCGUGGUUUACAGCUUUUUCGUGUGACUGUUCUCACUGCAUACAUCAGCCAGCAGGAGAUGCUGUAAUCCAUAAUGUGGUUUGCCUGCCUCCAUCUUUUCAGAAACCAAGCCUAUUAAAUUGGAACAAAGCCUUGCUCAGUUGGAGAAUUAGGAAUCUCAAAAGCCAUGUGUUUCACUAUCCUAUUUGGCAGACUCAGACUGAAUAAUCUUUAUUGUGGUACAAUAGAAGAUUUUAAUUGCGCUCCUGUCAUUUACCACUUGCCCCCCCAUUCCUCCCCGCUGCUGGUGUUGACUUCUCCCAGUUAGAACGGUAGUGUUAAUAGUUUUGAUUGUUCAAAAAUGCUACUAUAAUGUAAUUUGAGUUACCAUACCCUUUGCUAAAGGGUUCUCAUUGGUUUUUUUCUCCUAAACAAUCUCUGAAGCAAGUUUCACUGUACUUUCAUGCAUUGUCCUUCUGCAGCUGGUUUUCUGAAAUGCUCAGAGGUUACUGGACCAGUGAUGUCCUCCAUUCGUUAGUAAUACAGUCUACACUAAAGAGUAGGGAUUCUCCCCAGGCCAUCUCACCCUUGCCAAAACACAAAACGUGGUAGACACUCACUUUCCUGUGGGUAGGAGAGUCUGCAAGAGAUUUAGAAAGAAAUGCUGUAAUGUAAAUGAUAUGAAGUAACGUAACAGAGCUUCAUUCUGCUACAUACACCUACAAUGAGGAGUACAUGAGUGCAGUUGUAAUGUGGUUAAAAUUCAUUAUUCUCAUCAGUGAGAGAAACAGUUCGCCGUGAGGAAAUGUAUCUGGCUUACAGAUGCAAACGUCAGCAAUGUGCUUUGCAAAAUUAUUUAGCUAAAACCUGGAAACAGUUAACAUCUAGGAAUUUGCCUAAGCAGCUAUUCUAGUAUCAUGACAGACCUCCAGGGAGAAUUAAAUUUUUGUGCUCUCAUUACUUAUGACAAAUAUUUCCCACUAAUUUCAGCAAGCAGUGUCGUCACUAGCUAACGUGUAAUAAUAUAUCUUUCACCAAAGUAGCUGUUGGACUCUCCUUUGAUUUCCUUGUAAGUAAACCACAGACCAAACUCAGACACGGACUUGUGUUCCAUUCAGUUUACCUGGGGAGCCUGACACUAUGUGUUUUUGACUUAUGUAGUCCUUGCAAUUCGUGCUCUUCAGUUAAUUUUGUUAAGUGGCAGAAAUCUUUUUUACCUCUUGCAAUUUCCAUAAAAAUUUUGGGGACCUUUUUUUUUCAGAACAUGAUGCAGAUUAUCACAUCAGAAUUUCACACACCUUUCUAUCAACAGCCUCUCUAAGGAUUAGAGGUUUUUGUAACUUUCCUAGUGAAACAUAAAACCUUCUAAACUCAAGUUGAAAGCCCAAAACUUAGAUCAGUUGCACUCGUGGCCAUGAACUUUAAGAGAAUCUGGGAUACGUUUCAAGGAAGUCGCUGUCAUGUUUCACUUGAUGUGGGCCGCUAUGUUAUUGAAAUUGGAGAACACCAGUUGGUUUUAUCCAAAGCUUAGAAUUUUCUGAGGGAUUUUACAUUGGAGUUUUGGGGCUGAAGUAAUUCAAGGGCAAGAACCCAGCUACAGCAUGCCAGAAUGUAGCUUACAUGACUUCUACAGAACAGAGAAGCUGCACAGUUGUUAGUACAGAGACGGAGAAAAUUGAAUGAUAUUUGGCUAGAUGGCUCCUUAAAAUUAGCCAGUCAUCAAAGGAAGUAGAUAUUUAGACUUGCUAUAAUUUUACCGUGUGAUUAAUCUGGUGUAAUCCCAGAUUAACUGGCCAUUGAAGGCAUUGUUCUGAGUAUGAGGAAUCUUCUCUUGGUUUUAAAAAGGGUGCUUUUGCAGUGUGCCUUUGCUAGUGCUUCCCGUCACUGGAUAGCCCUGCUCCUAAUUAGCAGAGAUUUUGGCCUGUGUUUUCUUGUGUUCUAGGAAGAGUUGCCCAAAUUCUGUUCUGAGGUCUGGGAUUAGGUAUGCUUGACUGUAAUUUACUUGAGCAUCUCAGAAUCUGUUUCUUAGGAAGGGAGACUUGAGCCCAGCCUAGGAGGAGCAGUUGGAACUCAUGCUACAGUCCUUCAGAAAGCCACGACGUGGCUAAUUCUAGACCAGUCUGAGAUUUCUGAAUUAAACAUCAUUUGCUUUUCCAAUUCUUAGCAAUGUUCUUUUUUAUAGCACUGCAAACCGAGGGAAAAAAAGUAUUUAAUUUUGCUAAUUUAAAAAACAUGAAAGCAGGUUUAUUUUUCUGUCAAAUUAGCCCCUUAUAAAGGGAAAUUGUCAGGGGGGCUUUUAGUGAAAAGAAUUUAAAAGGGAAAAUCUAAAGAGCCCGGUAAGCGGCUCAAGUUAUAUUUCCGACAGACACAGCCUCCACUCUCGUGGUCGCGUUUGAGGGUCAGUCAUCGUCCUGGCUUUGCAGAGAUUCUCUGUAUUUUUUUUCUUUAACUGAAAUUCCAUAGACAGUAAUUAAGGAACUGGAGGCCAGCAAGAGGUCAGCAAGCCUUCGUCAGUGAAAACAGGGAUUGUUUGCCAUGUACAACACUCCCUUUUUCCUUGUGGUGAAUAGAAGAUUUGCUUAGAGCUGAUGACUUAUGCCUUUCUUGCAAGUUAUGCAGCUCGCGAGUAACCGGGGGAAUCAAUCAGUGAGGAGAAAACAGCUAAUUGAGUCCAGCAUCACGCUUUUUUCCUUCUUUACAUACUCAGCGCUGAAAUCAGAGCCAGUUUGGUGUCUGAUAAUGUAACUCCAGAGAAGAGGCAUUUUGUGCACGGGAUUCUGAGCGAAUGCAAUACUCAAGAAGAGGAGUCUAAUCCUAAAUUUCAGGGUUAAGAAGCUGACAGCAUUUGAGCACUCAGGGAAUUACUCGAAACUGAGCUCUAGGCCUAUAAAUGCCGAAGCUGUCAAGAGAACAAUCCGAUGAUGAAACAGAGGAGUCGGUGAAGUUUAAGAGAUUGCACAAGCUGGUAAAUUCUACUCGCAGAGUCAGGAAGAAACUCAUAAGGGUGGAAGAAAUGAAAAAACCCAGUACAGAAGGCGUAGAGGAGCAGUCGCUUGACAACUCUGCUAUACUGGAUGACAGAUCGGCACUUUACUCUGGAGUUCACAAGAAGCAAUUCUACUUUGAUGGUUCCUCCGAGAAGCAGACAGAGGAUGACUCGGACUCACUUACUACUUCUCCCUCAUCUAGUAGUCUUGAUACAUGGGGAGCUAGCCGGAAACUGGUGAAGACCUUCAGCAAAACUGAUAGCCGUGGCCUUAUCAAGCCUCCCAAGAAACUUGGGACAUUUUUUUCUUACCCAGAAGAUGAGAAGACCCAGAAAGUUUGCCGCUCCUUGACAGAUGGGGAGAUGAAGAAGAGCCUCGGCUCACUGAGCCAUGGGGUAAGUACAGAAAGCAUUUGCUUUUAUGACAGCAACAGGCACAAGCACCAUCUUCUGGUGUCCCUGGAGGAGAUUCAGAGUGUAAGGAAGCAGAUCCGAUUGAAGAAAAUGGAUACUAACUAUUCCUGUUCCAGAGCUUUUCUUUGCCAGCGCCCUGCUAGGAAAGGAGCAUCCGCCACAACUUGCGACCUACAAUUACUGCGGCACAAAGUGAAAGGGGGUGGAGGUUGUGGCUUCCCAAACAGAAGGCUACGAGGGCGCACUUCUGUCAGCGAGUUCAAUAUUACCUAUGUGGUGGAGAGGAGCCUGUACAGUCACCUCAACCUCUCACAGCUGGUGCGUCCCGUUACUGACAGGACCCUGAGCAAAGCUGACAAGCAGGACCUGAGGAGAUGCCUGCUAGAGGAGGAUGAGGAGGCCAAGAGGAAGUGGGCUGCCACAGUGGAUCGUUGUACUAAAAGGGUUCUCUUGAGAAUCCACCAAAAGUCUAGAACCUGCAGCUUUGGAGGAUUUGACUUGACAAAUCGUUCCCUUCAUAUUGGAAACAAUUCUGACCAAAUGGGCAAAGAAGGUGACUUUGUUUAUAAAGAAGUAAUCAAAUCACCCUCUGCCUCCCGUAUAUCUCUGGGCAAAAAGGUGAAAUCUGUGAAAGAAACCAUGAAGAAAAGGAUGUCUAAAAAAUACAGCAGCUCUCUGUCUGAGCAGGAGUCGAGCCCUGGAGUCAUACCGGGUUCUCCGCAGUCGCCGCCGCCAGACACUGACUCUCUGGACAAGCCCAAGCUGAAAGCUGGUGGUUCAGUUGAGAGCCUGAGGAGUUCCUUAAGUGGUCAGAGCUCAAUGAGUGGUCAGACAGUGAGUACAACAGAUUCCUCAACCAGCAACAGGGAGAGCGUGAAAUCAGAAGAUGGGGAUGAUGAAGAACCUCCCUACAGAGGACCCUUCUGUGGAAGAGCCAGGGUUCACACUGAUUUUACUCCAAGUCCUUAUGAUACAGACUCUCUGAAGCUCAAGAAAGGUGAUAUCAUUGACAUCAUCAGCAAACCCCCCAUGGGCACUUGGAUGGGCCUAUUGAACAACAAAGUUGGCACUUUCAAAUUUAUCUAUGUGGAUGUGUUAAAUGAAGAGGAAGAGAAGCCGAAGCGACCCACCAGGAGACGCCGAAAAAGCAGACCACCCCAACCCAAGUCAGUUGAGGAUCUCUUGGAUCGCAUCAACUUAAAGGAGCACAUGCCCACUUUUCUGUUCAAUGGUUAUGAAGAUCUGGAUACCUUUAAGCUUUUAGAAGAAGAGGAUUUGGAUGAACUGAACAUCCGAGAUCCUGAGCACAGAGCUGUUCUCCUCACAGCCGUGGAACAUCUACAGGAGUAUGAUAGUAACAGCGACCAGUCAGGAUCUCAGGAGAAACUUCUCAUUGAAGGUCAAGGCCUAGCUGGAUGCUCUCCUCGGGAUUCUGGCUGCUAUGAAAGCAGUGAAAACCUGGAGAAUGGUAAAACCCGAAGGACCUGUCUUCUGCCCUCAAAAUCAUCAAGUGAGCAUAGCUUUAAAGACUUCAGCAGACACCAGCUAUCAAAUUAUCCCACACUCCCACUGACCAAGUCAAUAGAAACUCUACAGCAAGGAGAAAAAGAAAGCCGGUUGAGCUGUGCACAUCGUGCUCUGAAGAGCUCUGUCAAGACCCCAGCUGUUAUGGGUCUGAAGAAGAACCGUAGAAGUUUACCAGUUGCUGUCUGUCGGAGCUAUGAAACUCUGGAUGGCCCCCAGAGUGUGGAUGUAUGGCCAAGAUCUCACUCCCUGGACGAUCUCCAGGGAGAUUCCGAUACUAAUCUACAAGAUGGUAGCAAGAAAGAUUAUUUUGCUCAGGAUUCACUGGAUACAGCGAAAAAGGCAACUGGAUCUGCCCUGCCACCUCAGUCGUGUGGGGGCAGUUGUAUGGUCGAUAACUUGAUGCCUAAGCAGGGUAAAGCAGCUGCUGGUUCUCAGAAGGGUAGAGGUAAGGAGUUGGAGUGCUCUGUAAUGGAGAGUGCAGUUGGGAAACCUUUUCCAUUCCCCAUGAAACACUGUGAAGCUCAGGCUGCCUUGGUGACACAUUCUGCAACAAGGACACCUCUGGAAAUACAGAGUAAGGGCUUUCAUGACCUUGCACGGGCUGACUAUGCUCCAGUCCUCAAGGGAGGUCUAGAAGCUGAGCAAAAAGGCACAAAUGAGACAAGAAUGCAACCAAAAAAUCCCUCUCAGCCGCCACCUGUUCCUGCCAAAAAAUGCCGAGAACGCCUUACUAAUGGAUUAUAUCAUCCUCCCAUGACCCCCAGUGGGAACAACUCAAGUCAAGAAGCACCGUGUUUGCCAGUAAAAAAGACCAGUGCAUCCAAUCCCACUGAUUUUCAUGGAGUACCUGUCCAUAGGACAUCUGAACAGGAGCCCAGUACCCCUCCUAGCUCACUGCCACCCUGGCUGUUGGAGCAACCAGAGACUAAAAGCGUUCAGCAGCACGUGAUAAAGCUAGGGCCUGCUUCAGCAAGGAAAGUCUCUUGUAGCAGGGGAAUGGAUCUGGAAAUGGUAAUAGAAAACAAGUUGCAGUCUGAAGGUAUUGAUCUUACUGAAGAACCAUACUCAGACAAGCAUGGUCGCUGUGGCAUUCCUGAGGCUUUGGUACAGAGGUACUCCGAAGACUUAGACCAGCCUGAAAAGGAUGUUGCUGCAAACAUGGACCAAAUCCGGGUAAAGCAGCUGAGGAAGCAGCAUCGCAUGGCAAUUCCAAGUGGAGGGCUCACUGAAAUUUGCCGAAAACCUGUAUCACCAGGACUUAUCACCUCCGUAUCUGACUGGCUGAUUUCCAUUGGCCUACCCAUGUAUUCCAGCCCACUCACAGAAGCAGGGUUCAACACACUGAGCAAAGUGCCUUCUCUGUCACAAACUUGCCUUCAGGAAGCUGGCAUCACAGAGGAAAGGCACAUAAGCAAGCUCCUGGCAGCAGCAAGACUCUUCAAACCUCUCGAUCCAGACGCAAUUUAACAUGCUCCAUAGCGUGACAUUGCCUAGUCAAGAACCCACUGCUUCUUCCUGCACCAGUUUUGCCCUAAUUACUUUACAUGACUAAAGGGAUCAAGGAAGUGGCUCCCAGUGACAGGCAGAUUGCUUCUUCAGAGGAUAUGAAAUGUUUCAAUUGCUGUCUUUGGCAACCGAAGGAGAAGAGAAGCAACCACCAGGUAACACAGAUGUGGUACUUCCCUCCCCCCUCACUCCCUUGUAAAGUAUUCCUGUUUCAUAAAGUGCAUAGGGCUGGCCUGAGAUCAGACAGCUUCAGAGAAUUAAGGGACCUUGCCUGCUUUUCCACAAGUUUGUGAAAAUGUUACUAAUAACAGGCCCUGUGUUUGUGGAGAAGUGCUUAGGUUGGGGGUUUUCUGUACAUCUAGAUACCUGGAGUCAGUCCUACAGACCAUGUACAAAUCAAGGUGCAAGUCCCAGUAGAAGCUAUUUGGCAAACGCCAUUUUUUUUUAGCGGUGUAGAGCUAAAUGCAUACCCCUCUUUCCUGGUCAUCUUUGCUGUUGCUUGAUGUAGGUCCCAAUACGCCUCAAAGCCUUUAGCUAGGCCAAAGUCAAUGGACUGAAGUUAAUUUACAGUAUGGUCCAUUUCUGUCACUCCAAUGCAAUUAACCCUAGGAGAGUCAGAAAGCUUCUUUUAAUUUGUACAGAACUGAGGUCAUUUUUAUAACUGCUUUUUAGCAAUCUGCUUUUUAUUUGCCUUAAAACAAGCUUUUAAGCAGUUACCUAAUGUUCACUUACCUGUACUCAUGCUUCCCAAGCCUUGUUUCAACAUGUCACUCAUAAGCUGCACUUAGGGUGAUAUUCAACUUAAGUAGCUUCUAUGAAUUGCCUCAUCAUGACAUCUUAUGUGUUGUAUAGAUGCUUUCACAAAUGCAGGGUUACGCUAGGUUUCGGUUGCGAGGCUAACUUCCUGUUCACUACAGUCUGCAUUUACUGUUGUUACUAAACAGUUCCAAAAUAUACUGCCUUGUAUAUAUGUAACUGCUUUUCAUUUUAAUCAUAUUCUGUGUACUGUGUUAUAUUGUCAAUCAUUCUGCUGCAGCUUUGACUUGGUAUCCUGACCUUAUCGAUUCCAAACAGCAGGUUUCUGCAAAUCAAAAAUCACUUGUGGGGGAUAAAAUGUAUCAAAAAGCAAAUUGUGUCCCAAAGAAAUCAUGAGAUCCUGUAAUUCCAUUGCCUGGACAAAAAAAAAAGUGAAAUCGUAUAUGGUCUUAUGAGUUACACUGUGAGUUUAGGACAGUUGGUAUCUUUCGUGUCUGAGUGUUAAUGUUAUCUCUCACUGGGAGAGAGCGUUGUGCUGGCAGAUGUGGUGAGCCAUUUUUUCACUAUAUUUUUCUGCCUAAAAUCCUUGUGAAAUGUUCCAUUCACGUAUGCGGCUAACGACAGAUUUUAUUUUUAUAUAUGGGUACACAUUUAUAUACCAAAUACAGAUUAUCACGAAGAACAUACUGCUAGGUUUUUUUUAAUUUGGGAUCUCUGUACGGUUUAUCCUUUAGCUUCUUGUAGCAUAAGCGCUCCAUGGAAGGCAGAGCAAGCUUUACUCUGGCAGGCAAAGAGAGGUACAGCAAUGUGGGCACAGGCCGGGAAGUGAAACUGCUUCCAGUAUCAGUUCUGACGUCAGCUUACUGUACGGACCCAGACAAGUCACUUCACAGUCUGCUGCCUCCGUUAUCUCACGCUUGUACUGAGCUAAGAGCACAGAUGCUUUUCCUGAUCAAAUGCUAUCAGAUCGAUGAGCGGAGAGUUUUGCUUGUUACAUCACUCCUUACUAUGUACGAUACUUACAUGGCCACGUUUUAAGUCAGAUGAACUACAGGUUUUACAACAGGUGGCAAUUAAUUUGGCUCCUGUGAUAGGCUCAUUUCCUAGUUUCAGAGUUGUUGAGUGCUUACAGCAUCAGCUUUGAACUCUGUCUGCAUCCAGAAGCACACUGUCAUGUGAAGGCAGCGAACUCACUGCUGUCAGUUGGAGUUGUUCUCAAACAAAACUCUUCCAAAUCUUUUUUUUUUUUAAUAAUGUUCUGCUAGUGCAUAAAUCAGUUGUUCUAAUAUGACAGCAUCAGGAAACAUAUCGCAUAGAUGCUUUGCACCACUGCUGGAAAUCUAAGGAAAAUGUGGAAAUACCUCGUCUUGUUAAUAAUAAUGAUUUGUCACUUCCUCUCCAAGGUUUACAUGGUAGCUAUCAGUAAGCAGGAGAUGAAAGUACUGAGACUUCCUGGGAGUACUGAGACAGGUUAGUUUUACCCUACAGAUGAUGUGUUGUUGCGUUAGUACUGGCAGGGACCAGAGCUGAGUGAAAGCAAGUACACAACAGCCUUCCUUGGAGCAAAGGAGAAGUCCAGGCUGACUGUGUGCAGUAAGAAGGGAAACAUUUCUUCUUCCAGGAAAGGCAAGUCACAUAAUAAAGCUCUCCCAUAUUAAUUACUCCCACUCAGUUAAUAACAGGAGAAAUACGGGAAUAAGCCAAACCCACGUGCCAAACGCUCUCUGUAACUCCGUGGAUUUUAAAUAACGACACGGCCCAGGGAAACCAAAUCCCACCCAUCCAGCACUGCAGUGAGCAGUCUGAGAUUUGUGAGUUCGAAAAGUUGCUUUGUUUUCCUUUUUAAGACUGCUCUCUGUGGUCCGACUUGGAUUGUAAUUUUCGUUUCUAUUUUAAUCUAAAAAAGCCUUAAGCUUUUCGGUGUUCGAGCUUCCCUGCUGUGGAUUCAGUGACCUGUGGCAUUCCCCACGCAGGUGAGGCGAUGUCGUAAAGAGCCAUGACCUCUUACAUUUCCCUGCAGCCGUUCGGUGCCGUAAGCAAAGGUUGGCUCUUUGACUCUUGGCAAGCACAAAAGAAACCUGCAGCUGGAAUCCUAACCUGCUCUGCUCAGGCUAAUGACGUUAUGCAUCUGUCCGUUGUACCAUUGUAACUCAGAUAGCUAUUUAACAGUAGGAAGCAGCAAGCCCAAAAUAUUACAGAAUGCCCUCAGAAAUGUAAACUUCCAUCAGUAACUCCGUUAGUCCCUGUGCUCUUUUUUAGGAGCCUGGCUUUGAGUGCAGACUGGGAGCAUGAUCAGAAACGUUCAACAUUGCAUUAUUCUAACAGGUCAUCAUCUCUAAGAGCAGCAAUAGUGGUCGAUUCACCAAGUCACAGCUGUGCAAUUGUACUGUAUUAUUUUUAGAAUAAAUAAUACUUUUGGUCCAAGAUACUUUUAUCUUUAAUUGACGCCCUUUGGGGAAUCGAAACUGUCAAACAAGUUAUGUAACAACUAACAAAGUUGCACUUUCUGUAUAUGAAAUCAAUAUUUAAAUAACUUAUUUUUCUCCAUUUGCUGUUCUUAUAUGAUGUAAAGUAGCUGUAAUAUACCAGUACUCAAUAUGUCCCGCAGUUUGCUUCAACCCAAGAAAGCUGUGUAUUGUAAAGAAAAAAAAAAAAAAAAAGAAAAGCAAAAUAUGAAUGUGUAAAGAUUAUUGUGCUGUUUCAUUUAGCAAAACAAAUGGUUGACAAAAGGGUUUUCCUGUGUAUCAAAACUUGUCUAUAAUUAUAUGUCAUACUGUUCAUAGAUAAAAAAAAAAUAAAUAAAUUUCUUUGGUCUCUCUUUUUA